Molecule: messenger RNA, 1334 nt
Organism: Heterotrigona itama
Lineage: Eukaryota; Metazoa; Arthropoda; Insecta; Hymenoptera; Apidae
Source: the annotation of a GenBank genome assembly
AUGAGGAGAGAUCUGGGUCCACCUGUUUUUUGUCACAGACUUUGUUGCCCAACCGAAUCGAUUUGGGGCUAUGGACUUCAGACUUGUGUUAAUCUAUCGGCGGAGAUUAGACGGAAUAUCUAUUAAAACUGUAAUGUUCCCAGUGAAGAUUUUCAAGUAUACGUGUGAAGGUUGCCAGCCGCUUGCUGAAAGUCGUCAUUAUACUCACGAUCAGGUCACUUUGACUUUCUUUCGAUUUAGGGUUGCAGCUGUCUUCUCCACAUUUUAUAUUCCAAAGGAUAAUGACGCUUGGUUACUUUCACUGUGCCUGGAGCGAAUAAAGCGAACUACAACGGUCAAGCUAGCUAUUCUAACUAAACAGAUUUUUAAAGUGGUCAUUAACAAGGAAAAGAUACGGCGACACAUCUUCCGGUUUAUACCACUUUUUAAACAGCUAACAAUGUUCCUUUUCGCUAAUGAUAGUCUUGAAUAUAAUACAGAUAUAAUUGCUAUAAUAGCAGUAGCUUCAUCAAAGAAUACGCUUCAUUACAAUUGAAAGAAGAAAGCUACAUUGGCAAUAUGUUAUAUAAUUGUUGCAAAUAUCUGGGGAUUCAAUGGCCGAAAACCAUGUUAGAAACUCACGAUGCUAUUUUGCACGCAACAAAUAUAUGCAAGCCGCACGUAUUGUGAUUUUAGAUUUAUUCGAAUACAUAAGCAUUCACGUGAGCUGCAAGACGAUUGAAUUGAAUCAAAGUAGUAGCAUUUUCACUCUGAUUUUCCUCAAAUUACGAAUUUGAUAUUUUCACGUGUGGAAAAUUUGAUUCGAAAAUAUACAUUUCAAUUUGAGAAUUUCUAUUUCGAAUAUAGAUUAUUUUGUUUAAAAUUAAAUCUCAAUUUUUCUAUUUCAGAAAGUUGCCGCGAUUUCCUAAGCAAAUUUUUAAAGAAUAUACGUAUAUUUAGAUAAAUAAAUCCUUCGGGUUUUAAAACCAAAGAGAAGACAAAUAUUUGACAGGUAUACCUAGUUAUGUGGAAUAAAGAAAACACGAAUUCUCUCUUGAAUAUUACGUAAAAUACGCAAGUGGAAUGCUUUUCAAAAUCGCGUAGUGAAGAACUCGGUGUAAGUGAGAAAAAGUCCAAAUGCAAGAUUUCGAUAUCUUCUUUAGCGAUCAUAUUUUCUUAAUUUUGGUAUUUCAAUCUAGUCAUAAUGAUAUUUUAAAGAAUAAAUAUAUAUAUAAAUAUUGAAAUUAAGUAAUAUCUCCCAAAUAUCAUUGCUAAAAUUAUACUUACAAUUAAUUCAAUUUCAGACGCCAAUGGAUCAACCACACAGAUGCGUUAAAAAUGAGAAUGAAGAAUAA